UGAAAAACUAAAACAAAUUAUAAAUACAACACCAUUUCAUUUCGCAAAAAGGCUCAAAACCCUUCUACUCUCCUAUUGUACUCCAACUCAUCUCUCCUCUUUCUUUCUUUCAUCUUUAAUAAUGGAAGACGACGACGAGUUCGGAGAUCUCUACACCGACGUCCUCCAGAAGUUCUCCGUUCCGCAGACCCGCGGUAAUUCCCCUGUGCCCGCGCCUUCCUCCUCUCUCCCCGCUCCGAUCGACCUUAACCUCAAAUCUGAUCUUAACCCAUAUUCAUCUUACCCUAAUUCCGCUCCUAACGAUUCAUCCGUGGCCAGGGCGCAGCUCAAGGAAGUUCACGCGCCGGCACGCGCUGGGGAUGUGAACGUUGCUGGUGGAGGUGAUGAGUUGGCGGAGAACGAUGUGAAAUUCGAUAUCGAGGAGGGGACUAACGGGGUUGGGGUUUUGAAUGAUGACGUGGAGGUGAUCCCCGGGCUUGGGAGCGAGGUGGGUGUGAGAGCGGAGAAGAACGAGAGUGGGAAGAGAAACGGUGACGUGGCGGCAGGAGAGGAAGAAGAUUGGGAUAGUGACAGUGAAGACGAUUUGCAGAUAGUUUUGAAUGAUGAGAAUCACCGGCCGAUGCUGAUCGAUGAAGGUGCUGGUGAUGAUGAUGACGAUGAGGACGAGGAUGGAGACCCACUGGUGAUAGUUGCUGACAUGGACACGAAUAAUCAGGGUUUGUUGAUGGAGGAGCAGGAUUGGGGAGGAGGGGGAGCAGGAGGAGAUGAAGCGGCUGUGGGGGUGGGCGUUGCGGAGGGAGGAGUGGAGAAGAAGGAGGCUGGGGAUAGAGUGAACGGUGGUGCGGCAGGGACUGUGGCGGCAGCUACGGUGAAGAUUGGGUAUAGCAAUCAUUAUGGGUAUCAUAAUCCAUAUCAUUCUCAGUUUAAGUAUGUUAGACCAGGUGCUGCCCCAAUACCUGGAUCAACUGCUGUUGGUCCUGUUGGAGCCCCAGGUCAAGUUCGUCCUCUUGUCAACAUGGGUCCAACUCCUGGUCGUGGUAGAGGGGACUGGCGACCAACUGGAUUGAAAAAUGCUAUUCCCAUGCAGAGAGGUUUUCCUGGAAUGCCUGGUCCUGGUAACAAUAUGGCAGGACGUGGUUUCGGAGUUGGACUGGAAUUCACACUUCCUUCUCACAAGACUAUAUUUGAUGUUGACAUUGAUGGUUUUGAAGAGAAACCAUGGAAAUACCCUGGUGUUGAUGUAUCAGACUUCUUCAAUUUUGGUUUGACCGAGGAGAGCUGGAAGGAUUAUUGCAAACAGCUGGAACAACACCGCCUAGAGACUACCAUGCAGAGCAAAAUUCGUGUUUAUGAAAGUGGAAGAACAGAUCAGGAGUAUGAUCCAGAUUUGCCCCCAGAAUUAGCAGCAGCAACGGGUGUGUUAGAUGUUGCAGCUGACAGUGCAAAUGUUGGAAAAUCAGAUGUUGGACAAAGUGAUUUAGCAAAAGGACAUUCUCGUGUGCGACCUCCACUACCAACUGGGAGAGCAAUACAGGUGGAAGGUGGUUAUGGUGAACGCCUCCCCUCUAUUGACACUCGUCCUCCUCGAAUCCGUGAUUCAGAUGCAAUCAUUGAGAUUAUUUGCCAGGACUCUCUGGAUGAUGAGUCAUCUGUAGGUAAUGGCGACCGAGACAAUGAUCUUCCAAGAGAGGAUCUUAGAGGAGGAAGCCAUACAGCUGAAGAUGAGAUUGGACCAGUAGACAAUGAAUUCUUUGAUGGUCCUCCAGAGGCUUUUGAUAAUAGAAAGAGGGAGCCAGUUGGACAUAGGGCACCUUUUAUGAAUUCUGUUCAAGAUAAUAUGCCUGAAGGAGAUGGGACAGUGCCCUUCCCUCCUGAAGUAUCACAUCAUUUUCAUCCUGGUUCCAGGGGCCAGACUUCAAAGUACCCUGGUGAAAACGUUGGGACUUCUCAUGAAGACAGGCGGAUACAGGGAAGUGACAGAUCUCAUCUGAGUCCCAGUCGAAGCCCACAGAGUAAGAAUUUCCAUGAUAAUCAAGAUGAAGACUCAUUUGCAAGCUUGCAGGGUAAACAUAGUCCAUCAUCUUCUCCUGUUUCGGCUAGUGGUGCUGUGGAAUUGAGUGUUGAGAAUAAAGAUCAUGUGCAUGAUGAGCUUCGGCCAGGUGAUGGAAGCUCUGUGAUGGAUAAAGAGGACACAAAUACGAUAACCAAAAGUGAUACCCGUAAAGAUGGGAAUUCACUUCGUACAAUGAAGAAACAAAAAGUAGGCUCCCAAGUCGGGAAACCAGAUCUAGAAUUUGAUGAGGAGGAUUCGAGGGCUGCAAGAAGUAGUGAAAACAGUAAAGCAAGAUCUGGCAGCAGCCGAGAUUAUAAGAAGGGUCGUGAUGGUGUUGAGGAGGAAGUUAUGCAAGAUAGUCGUUCUACACGCAUGGGUAGUGUGAAAAAGCACCUUGAGGAAAAUGAACAGAGUUUCCGAAGAAAAGAUCGUGAGGGGAGAAAAGACUUUGAAAGAAAUCACAUGGCUGCAAAGGGGAGGGAGGGUUCUUAUCCUAAUAGAGACUUGGAUCCCAGCAUGGUUCAUCAUGUGCAUAUGAAAACUGAGGGUUUUGAUCGGCGAAAGGAGCGGGAAAAUCCUGAUGCAGUUUGGCAAAGGAGAGAUGAUGAUCCUUGCAGCAGAAAAAAUAGAACUGAAGACUCAAGGAAGAGGGAGCGUGAACAUGGUGAUGACAUGGGACCAAGGCAUAGGGGUAAGGCUUGGGAAAGUGAGAGAAGCAAUAGAGAUGAUCUGUAUUCAAGAAAACAAUUAGAUAAUGAAAGCUAUAGGGUUCAUCACGACAAGGAUCCUAGUUCACGACACAGGGAAAGAGAUGAUAAUUUGAAGGGUAGGAAUGAAAUGUUGGAAGAUUAUAGUAGCAAGAGAAGAAAAGAUGAUGACUAUUUAAGGAGGGACUAUACUGACAGAGAUGAAAUCUUGCAUGGUCCACGAGAUUCCACUAGUCGUCGAAAGCGAGAAAGAGAUGAUGUUUUGGAGAUGCGGAAGAGAGAUGACCAACAACGAAUUAGAGAAAAUUUCGAUGACCACCAUCCUGUUAGACUCAAAGAUGAGGUGUGGUUGCAGAGAGAAAGGGGGGAGAGGCAGAGGGAGAAAGAAAGGGAGGAAUGGCAUAGGGUAAAACCUCAUGAAGAAGUUCUACCAAAGAGCAAAAGAGAAGAUGGACGAGGUACUGUAAGGACUGGGCGUAGUUCAGAAGACAAAGCACGGGCUGGUCAUGUUAGAAUGAAGGAUGACUAUAAGGGCUCUGAUAAAGAGUACCAACUCAAAGACUCCACCCGUCAGAGUGAACUGAAGAGAAAGGAGCGAAUAGGGGAUGAAAGUUUUUCAAACCAUCGAGGACGUGACGAUAAUUAUGUGCGAGGAAAUCAAUUUAACAAUGAGGAGAAAAAAUCAAGGCAGGAAAGAUCAGCUUCUCGUAGUGAUCGUGCUGUUAAUGCUUCUGAUAACUCAAGGGUGACUGAGAAAAAACAUAAAGAAAACACUAGGAAAAGUAAGGAAUCUGAUGGCGGGGAUCACAACAGUUCUGUUGCUUCCAGGAGAAAUCAAGAAAAUCAAAGUGGUCAUAGUAGUGAGAUGGGUUUGAAGGGCGGCUUUAAGCAAGGAAAUGCUGAGAAUGAGAAAACAGGUCAUCGUAACUCUUCCAGAAAACAGAAGGAAGAUGCUUCCUCGGACGAUGAACAGCAAGAUUCAAGGAGAGGGCGCUCAAAAUUGGAACGAUGGACCAGCCAUAAGGAGAGGGAUUUCAGUAUCAACAACAAGUCGGCAACUUCUUUGAAGUUUAAUGACAUAGAUGGGAAUAAAAAUGGUGUAUCUUUAGAAGCCAGCAAACGCAUGGAGGAUUCUGCUACAGUGAUUGAGCCUGUCAAUCAGCAACAUUCCUUGGCUGAUAAAAAAGAUGUUGCUGAUCCAGAGACCAAGGGUGUCAACUCAAAACCAUUGGAUGAUCGGCACCUUGAUACAGUUGAGAAGCUGAAGAAGCGAAGUGAGCGAUUCAAACUCCCAAUGCCAAGUGAGAAGGAUGCUGUGGCAAUAAAGAAGAUGGAGAGUGAGCCACUACCAUCUGCGAAAACUGAGACUCAGACUCCUGCUGAUUUAGAAAUUAAAGCAGAGCGCCCAGCUCGAAAACGAAGGUGGAUCAGUAACUAAAUGUGAAAGCAAGUAAUGUAUGUUAACUGGCUUUGUUGCUUUCCUGAUUUCAUGUUAUUUAACCCUGAAGGUCCAAUCAGACCUUAAUAUCAUAAAAUGGGUUCUGUAGGGUAUUUGGGACCCAUUUCCAUGUACCUCAGCCAUAGAUUUAUAUUCUUGUAAGGAUGCCGGUCACCCUAUACAUUUUUAUAUUAUGUGUAUAUACACUAGUGAAUGUAACACUGAGCUGGUCACUAAAGGUGUCACAUUUUGGAGUCUAUAUGAAUUGUAUUGCUCAGAUUCAGUCUGGGUUUUUGGAGGCUCAGUCAUGAACUGUGUCCGAACCUGCAAAAUUCUGCUAACAGUACAGAGCCGAGGUACUAGCAUGAAUUCGAAGGCGCCCGGCGACUUAAAAUUGUGAGAUUUGAAGAAGAGGAAACUUUGUCAGGUAAUGCAUAGAGAUGAAGCAUCAUCAAAAUAGAUUUAGAUGAUGAAUGAUUCUGCCACUAUCUGUAUUCUUUAGCUUGACUAGAAAUUACCAUGUUACCACAUGUUCUUUUUUGAGAAGGCAAAAACACAAGAAUGGUAAUGUUAGUAUUUGUUUUUGUAUUCAUGAUAUCAAGUUAAUUUGAGUUAUAGUGACAAGAUGAAAGGAAUAGAACAAAGUACCACCGUUGACCUCUCGAACUUUUGACAAUUUUACUUUUGAGAUACUGUUUUCAUUAUUGCAAUGUGAAUGGGGCAUUUUGGCUUGGUA
Mangifera indica (mango) is the source of this 4934-nucleotide messenger RNA. Its product is annotated as FIP1[V]-like protein. The coding region runs from base 122 to 4198 and encodes 1358 amino acids. The transcript is spliced from 9 exons. The record is from RefSeq and is a predicted model, not a curated record. NCBI's taxonomy places the organism in Eukaryota, Viridiplantae, Streptophyta, Magnoliopsida, Sapindales, Anacardiaceae. Gene Ontology annotation, biological process: mRNA processing.